AUGUUUGAGUCUCCGAAAAGUCUCCUUGAGGUUUGCAUUGAUUUUAUUUGUAAUAAUGUUUUGGAUUUAUGUGAUGUACAUCUUGGUGAUACAGAAGAACAUUCCCCUAAUUCAUUGGAUACAACUACUUGCAGUAAAGCAUCUAAUGAUGGAUCAUCGAGUUCAGCAACAAGACUUAGUUUUAGACAUCCAGAUGCUUUUUUACCAGCUGAAGUAUCAGAACAAUUAUUGGCUAAUCUUUGUGAGAAAAAAACAUUAUCUGAUUUGACAAUUACACUUUUUAAUUCAAAAUCUACCAGGUUAAGGCAUGUACGAUUAAAAGAUGCAUCUGCAUUAUCAACAAAAGGUUUAAAAGUUUUAAAACAACAUAAAGUGGUAGAUUUAAUGGUAAAUGGUUUAAAAAUAACUGUUAAUGAUCUGAUAAGUUGUUUAGGUGAUUGGAGUGUACAAAAUCUUAGAUCAUUGAGUGUAGCAAAAGGAAGUUUUAUAGAUUGUUCACGGUAUUGUGUGGUAGUAACAUUAAGUAAAUUGAGGUCAUUACAUACAUUAAAUGUAUCAGGUACAGAAUUUAAUAAACAUGGAUUGGAAAUAGUAGUUGAGGACCUUCCUCUUUUAGAAAGCUUAGAUAUUUCAUGUACAAAAGUUGAUGAUAUAACACCAUUAAAAAAGUGUAAAAGUCGUUUAAAAACACUUAAUAUGUAUAAUUUAAAGAUAAAUGAAAGUGCAGAUUUAAUCUCAGUAUUAUUGGAGUUAAAUGAAUUAAGAAAUUUAGAUAUUUCAGAUGAAAAAGAUAUGCAUGCUCUUAAUUGUGUGUUGGGGCCUGAAAAGCCAAAAAUAACAGAUUUUUUAAAAGCUGUACAUUGUAUGCCAUAUCUAACUAGUUUAGAUUUAUCUGGUAAGGGUGAUAUAGAUCCAAAAGAUUUAAAAGAAUUUAUAAAAGCUCACACACAUUUAAGGUUUUUGGGACUUGUAAGUACAGAUGCUUGUUACGAUGACAGUUUAACAAAUCCAACAGAUGAAUACUAUAGGCCUGGACUUGUUGUUACUGGUACAGCAACAGAAUCUCAAAUUUUAGAAGGUCUCAAAAGAUAUACAUGUAGACCACUUUAUCUUGAAAAAUGUUUAUUUAAUUUAUUUCGCUUGACACAUAAUUUUCUUGAAUCUCGGAUUGAUGUUAUAAAGUUAGUAUUACCUGCAAUGAAAGAACAUCCACAAGAAGUACGUAUACAAGUGCCAUGUACUGCAUGUCUUUAUAAUCUCACUAAAGGUGAAUUUUCCAUCAUGAUUCACCCAUCAAUUCUUAAACAAGUUGUUGAAUUAACAAUGAUAGCAAUGGAAUCUUAUCCAACCAACUAUCGACUUCAGAUGAAUACAUUAUUAAUUUUAUGUAGUGAUAGAAUACUACAGGAAAUAACUUUUGAUAAAUAUAGAUGUGCAAGAUUAGUAUUAAAUUCUUUGUUAACAUUUAAUGAACCAUCAAUGAAUCGUAUGUCUGUUGCUAUUUGCUCUAUAUUAGCAGCAAAAAUAUCAACAGUAGAAACAUCAAUGCUUGGUGCUCAACCUCAGUAUAUGUCUAAAUUAUUAGCAAUGGUUAGAACUAAAGUUGAAUCAAAAUCAGUCGACAUAACAAUGAAAUUUACAUUAAGUGCUCUAUGGAAUUUAACCGAUGAAAGUGCUACUACGUGUGAAGUCUUUUUAGAUGAAGGUGGAAUGGAAUUAUUUCUUGAAGUAUUAGAAAGUUUUCAAGGACAAUUUAGUGUUGAAACUAAAGUACUUGGCUCAUUAAAUAAUAUAGCAGAGGUAGUUCAUUUAAGACCAAGACUUAUGCAGCCUAGAUUCAUCUCUAUGCUUUCUACAUUGCUGACAUCUGUACAUAUUGAUGUAUCUUAUUUCGCAGCAGGUAUUGCUGCACAUUUGCUUAGUGAUGGUCCACGUGCAUGGGCUGCAAUAUCUUCAUUACCAAGUAGAGAAGAAUUAUUAGAACAAUUAGCUCAUACUAUAACACAUUGGCAAACUCCUCAAGGAGAAAUGGUUGCAUAUAGAAGUUUUCAUCCAUUUUUUUCACUUUUGCUUUGUCGAAAUGCUUAUCCUGUUCAACUUUGGGCAGUUUGGGCAAUACAUCAUGUAUGCACAAAAAAUCCAAAACGUUAUUGCAGUAUGCUAAUCAGAGAAGGUGGAGUAGAAAUAUUAAAAUAUUUAGAAAAUAUGCAUACAGAACAUACAACAAGACCAAAGUUACAAAGUUUAUGUCGAUCGAUUUUGGAAACACUUGAAUUACAUUCUUAAUGAUUACUAUUGCCUUCCAAAACAAAAUUUACACUCUAUGAAGUUGGUAUACUAGUCAAUGUUUAUCUCAAUGCAAUCUUAUAUCCUGUUCUUUAGACCAAAUAAUUAAAACUAUUAUAUGAACAUGGAUAUUUAUCGAAAAAGGACUGAAAUGAAUAAAGUCCAAAAUAUUGCUAUUAAAUUCUGUAGAUUUAAAUUGAAGACCUGAAUUAUAAAGAAUAGCUAUGCAUUAUAAAAUAUAGAUUUCAAAAAUAUGCUGAAUAUAAUAAAAAUAUAACUUAUUCUAUAUCUAAAAACCAAAACAACUUAAGUUAUUUAAACAAAAAAAUCUAUAAUUUUGAAGAUUUGAAAUUAUUUAUAUUUAUAUAGUGAAUCUUUGUUACUUAAUAUCUUUUUUUUAGUUAUUUUGAUAAAGUAAAAAAAUAGCAGUAAAAUAAUACACAUGCAUACAUAUUUGAAAUUUGAAAAAAAUAGACUCUUAAUGAUUAUAAAUUUAAAUUAUAAUAAAAAAAAUCAAUAUUUAAAAAUUGCAUUGAACUGAAAAGAAAUAAAAAAAAUAAAUUUUUGAUAUUUUAAUAUCAUAAUGUUUUUAAAUUAUAUUGAUUAAAUUAUUAUAUCCAUAAAAAAUAAUUAAUUUAAAAAAAAAUUAACUAAUUUACUUAUCUGUUAUAAAUUGUAUAAAUAAAGAUAUAAUUAAUAUUAAAAAUUUCAAUCUAAUAAAUUGACUAAAAGAUUGUUGCAAAAUUGAUAUAAUUGAUAAAUUUAAAUAUUUAAAAUUUAUUUUGAUUUUUAUUAUAUAUAUUUCUUUUUAAAUAUUAAUAUAAGUAAGUAUUUCUUGUGGCCGUUAAAAAUAUUAAUACAUUAAAAGUAACGAAAAGAAAACGGCAAUUAGAUUAGAAUUUUAAAAUAUAAUAUGCUUUAAAAAUAUAAUUUGUUUACAUUGUUAUGUAGUUAUUAAAAAAUACAAUAGCAAAUAUUUUGUUAUUUUGUUAUGCUGUAUUUUUAGCAUCUUAAAUUCAGGUCUUCAAUGUUUUCUGUUACAUUUUAUUCACAAUCUUUCUAUUAAUUGAAAACUCUUUAGAGAUUAAUCAUGCAUUUAUAUGCCUUCAGAGAUAUAAAGAAAUAUAAAUUUCUAAUAAAACAUAUAUAAUAAUAUUCUGGUUAUAUCUGUUAUUAAAAUAUUAAUUUGUAUGAACAAAAUUUAUUCAUCUGAUAAUAUUAAUUGAAAUAUAAAAAUAUCGAUCUAAAUGAUACUGAAUGUUAAUAAAUGCAAAUCGCUAAUUUUUUGAA
Molecule: messenger RNA, 3576 nt
Organism: Apis cerana (Asiatic honeybee)
Lineage: Eukaryota; Metazoa; Arthropoda; Insecta; Hymenoptera; Apidae
Product: protein zyg-11 homolog B
Cellular component (GO): Cul2-RING ubiquitin ligase complex
Source: RefSeq, a predicted model, not a curated record